AUGCGUGCCCAGGUUCGCGGGAUCUCAAGGGUGCCCGUGGCAAGUGGUGACGCUGGCCAGAUGCAGAGCCGCUCUGUCCCUGCCCCCCGCAGCCGCACAGCGACAGAAAAUGGAACCGAGGGUUCCUCCGUGGGGACAAGGACCGGGAGAGAUCCCUCGGCAAAUCCGCUCCCUGGGCUGGGUUUGCAGCCACUCCUCGUGAGGGAUCUCUGGGGCUUUUCCUCCUCCUCCAUCAGGCCACAGCUUGGCAAUGACAGAUCCUGGUUUGGGGGAACACAGGGCACAAAAGAAGCACCAGCACCUCCUGGGGCUCCCCCUGCUUCCAAAGAGGAGGCCAAAGAGGAGGAAGACAGCAGUGAGCUUCCCGCUGUUCUGGGGGACGAUGGUGAACUUCCCUCAGUGCCAGGAGGUGACAGUGAGCUUCCUGCUGUCCUGGGAGAUGAGGGCGAACAUCCCGCGGUGUGGGAAUGCCACGGCGAGGCUCCUACACAGGGGGACAAGGACAUGUGGGAUGAGGACAGAGGACAUCUCCCGUCCUGGGAUGAGGAUGGUGGAUGUCCCCUGGUGUGGGACGAGGAUGGCGAAGCUCCCAAGUCAUGGGAUGAGGAUGUCGGAGAUCUCCCGGUGUGGGAUGAGGAUGGAGGACAUCCUGUAUCUUGGGAAGAGGAGAGUGAACAUCUCCCAGCAUGGGAAGUGGACAGCGAACAUCCCCUGGCUUGGAAAGAUGAUGGCGAACCUGCAGCGUUUUGGGAAGAGGAUGGAGAAGCUGCAGCAUUUUGGGAAGAGGAUGGAGAACCUCCCUCUGCUGUGGGAUCCUGGGCUGAGCAUUCUGACAGCAGCACAGCCCUGCAGCCAGAGGGGAGAGGGGAGUGGUGCCUGAUGCAGCUGAGUACGUCUGCUCUGUCCCUGGGUGCCCGAGCAGGGCGCUGGAACACCGUGAGCGAGGCGGAGCCUGCCGAGAAAUACCUGGAGCUGGAGCAGAUUGGCCAAGGGGCUUUCGGAACCGUUUACAAAGGACUGGACAGGGCCACUGGAGGAGAGGUGGCCAUAAAGAAAAUGAGUCUCCGAGGGCAGAACAGGGAACGAGCUGUGAAUGAGAUCCUGCUCCUGAAGGACAAGAAGAACCCCAACAUUGUCAACUCUUUGGACAGCUUCCUUGUUGAUGGAGAUCUCUGGCUGGUGAUGGAAUACCUGGAUGGAGGAACUUUGCAGGACGUUGUCAGACAGACACGCAUGGCUGAAGGAGAGAUGGCAGCUGUCAGUCGGGAGUGUCUGCAGGGCCUGGAUUUCCUCCAUUCCAACUGGGUGAUUCACAGGGAUCUGAAGAGCUCCAACAUCCUCCUGGGAAUGGACGGCUCUGUCAGGCUGGCUGAUUUUGGCCUCUGUGCUCAGCUCAGCCCUGAGCAGGACCGGCGCAGCUCCAUGGUGGGCACUGCUCACUGGAUGGCCCCAGAAGUUGUGGCCAGAUCUCCUUAUGGCCCCAAGGUGGACAUCUGGGCCUUUGGCAUUGUGACCAUCGAGAUGGUGGAAGGAGAACCUCCUUACUUCAGGGAAACGGGGGCCAUGGCUCGCGCUCUGAUCCGGCAGAACGGGACCCCGCAGCUGCAGGAGCCCCGGCGCCUGUCGGCUCUGCUGCGGGACUUCCUCGAGUGCAGCCUGGAGCCGGACGAGGAGCGGCGCUGGGCUGCCCAGGAGCUGCUGCAGAACCUCGUGGAAGAGGCCAUUUGGAACGGCUCCACGGUGCAGGAAUCCAACGGGGAUGAAAAGCUCCAGAGAUCCCACACAAGGAGGGGCUGCAAACCCAGCCCGGGGAGCUGUGAGGAUGUAAAAUCCUCCCUAGCUCAGCCUAUUCCUGGCACCUCCAAAGACAGCGAGAUCUCCCUGCAGAUCCAUGGGGCUGCAGAGAUCCCCCUGCAGGUCCAUGGGCAUGCAGAGAUCUCCCUGCAGAUCCAUGGGGCUGCAGAGAUCCCCCUGCAGGUCCACGGGGAUGCAGAGAUCCCCCUGCAGCCCCUGGAGGAGCCGCGCUGGAGCACGGGGAUGCCUGAGAGGAGGCUGUGACCCCGUGGCCAGAGGGGCCCCGCUGGAGCAGCCUGUCCUGGCAGGACUGACCCCGGGGCACAGUGA
Haemorhous mexicanus (house finch) is the source of this 2124-nucleotide messenger RNA. RefSeq names its product cyclin-dependent kinase 11B-like. Gene Ontology annotation, molecular function: ATP binding; protein serine/threonine kinase activity. Gene Ontology annotation, biological process: regulation of actin cytoskeleton organization; regulation of MAPK cascade; protein phosphorylation. Gene Ontology annotation, cellular component: cytoplasm. The transcript is spliced from 15 exons. The record is from RefSeq and is a predicted model, not a curated record. Lineage: Eukaryota; Metazoa; Chordata; Aves; Passeriformes; Fringillidae.